Messenger RNA from Arctia plantaginis, 1311 nucleotides. The record is from the annotation of a GenBank genome assembly. Lineage: Eukaryota; Metazoa; Arthropoda; Insecta; Lepidoptera; Erebidae.
AUGUUGCCCUGUAGUACAGACAAAGUAAGCCGACCUUACUAUGUAGUGACGGCGCAAAGAACGGUUGUGCAUCGCUGUUUUGUGGAUUAUGAUAUUGUACCCACAAAUUGGAUAAUUCCGGACAAGGAGUAUACAAACACCGCAAAUAUUUUUAACCACAGUGAAGAUUCGUGCGGACCAGUUGCCGUCCGCCGAAACAUGGUUGCCGAAUUCAUCUUGAGUCAGCAGCAGCAGUUGCUCGGAGGUCCGGGCGGUGGAGGUUUAGGACCUGUGCCACCGCAGUCGCGUGGCCAGCCAAUGCCACCAAGAGGUCGCCUCUCCGUCUCUCCUCAUUUCCCCAUGGAUCAGGGCCCCGCAUCUCAAGGCAGCCCUGAUGAUCCAAAUGACUACAAUAGCUUCGAUUUUAACAAGCGCAAGGAAUUCUUCGGUCAGCGUAAGCAACGGGAAUUUAUUCCUGAUAACAAGAAGGACGAUGGCUACUGGGAUCGCCGGCGGAGGAAUAACGAGGCUGCCAAACGUUCCCGUGAAAAACGUCGUUUCAAUGACAUGGUAUUGGAGCAGCGCGUCGUCGAACUAUCCAAGGAGAACCACGUGCUCAAAGCACAGUUGGAUGCUAUAAAGGAAAAAUAUGGCAUAUGCGGCGAGACACUCAUUAGCAUAGACCAAGUAUUGGCGACUUUGCCAACAUGCGAUCAAGUCCUUUGUGUAACAAAGAGAAGUAAACUGUCUCCGGGUGCUCUAUUCCCUCCAGCGCCUCCACCACCCCCGGCGCAACCUGCAUCUCCGCCGUCACCACCACCGCAGCGUGCUCCUGAACCUUACCAGGAGAGGCUGCCGGCACCUGAGGCGUACUACCCUCAUCCAGCACACUAUGAGCCUCCAGGCUCCGUUCUCAAUUUGUCCAGAUCUCGCCGCGUCCCAUCUCCCUAUGAGCUUUCGUCUCUAUCAGGCUCAGGGGACGAGACCACCGAGCCGUACGCACCAGAGAGUACGCACAAUGGGCUCCCUCUGAAACUUCGUCAUAAGUCUCACCUCGGCGACAAGGAUGUCGCUAGUGCCCUGCUUUCCCUCCAGCACAUAAAACAGGAACCUGGACCCCGGUCCUCUCCCUCCUGGGACGGUGAAGGCUCCAGUGAUGAGCGCGAUUCUGGCAUCUCCAUUGGUGCAGAGUUCAGGCCCGCGCGGCCCGAAGACAGACUAGGGGAGGAAGAGGAUGCGCAUCUGAAGGCAGAACUUGCGCGGCUUGCAACUGAGGUAGCCACGCUCAAGAACAUGAUGCAUCAGAACAAGGCGCGUGCGCACGAGCACUGA